UGUAUGAUGACGCGCACACGUACUGACACAACCACUGACGGUUAGUUUUUGGAAGUAUCCCACAGUAUUUGGAAGUAUUUGAUGAUCAGCACUGCUGGCACUGUGGGUAAAUGGAAGGCAAUGGCACGUCCAUCUUUACCUUCUUCAUUGGACUCCACAUUACCUGGGAUAUCUCGAGAAGUGCUGUCUGUGUCCAUGGAACCAAAAUAUCAAUGUCAGCAGUGCAAAGAGAUUCUUAGGAAACCUUUCCAAGCACAGUGUGGACAUCGCUUCUGUGUGUUCUGUUUCAAACAACUCACCAGCUCGGGGCCCAUACCCUGCAAAACUUGUCGUGCUGAGGGUAUAUUUGAAGAGGCAAUGUCUAUGCUCAAUAUUGCAGUGGCGUUUCCUGAUAAUGCAGCACGAAGGGAAAUUGAUAGCUUGCCAGCCAAAUGCCAAAAUGAUGGAUGUAGUUGGUCUGGAACACUGAAAGAGUAUGAGGGUCAGCAUGAAGGUCGUUGUGACUUUGAACGUGUAAAAUGUGAAGCAUGUCAAGCACUCAUCUUGGUCAGUGAGAAAGACCGCCACAAUGAGCGGGAAUGCGAGGCCAGAACCCUGAACUGCAAAUACUGCAAGGUCACAUUCAACUUCAAAGAAAUUAAGGCCCAUGACGAAAUAUGUCAGAAAUUCCCCAUGCAAUGCAAAGACUGUGGUAAAAAGAAAAUCCCCAGAGAGAAGUUUCAAGAGCACAUCAAGUCUUGUGCAAAGUCUAAGUCGGCGUGCCAGUUCAGUGAAAUUGGCUGCAGGGCAGUGGUUGACAAUGGUAAGCAGCAGGAGCAUGAGCAGACCAGCAUGACGGAACAUUUGCAUCUCAUGCUAGCCGUGCUGUCCUCUGUGCGCCUGCGGGCCGAGGGUGCUGGAGAGUUGCAGGAAGAUUCCGGACUGGGAUUGUAUCGCGGACCUGAAGACGCAUCUCCAGUGGGGGCUCAUGCUGCUGGCCAUAAUGCACCAAGAGGAGUCGGUCCUGGUGUACAGCAGAAAGUCACAGCUUUGGAGAACAUAGUGUGUGUGUUGAACAGGGAGGUGGAGCGCUCGGCCCUCACCCUGGAGGCACUAUCUCGUCAACAUCGGUUAGAUCAGGAAAAGAUAGAGAACUUGUCAAACAAGGUACGACAGCUAGAACAGACUUUAACGAUGCGAGAUCUUCAGUUAGCAGAAUCAGAGCAGUCCUUGCGGGAGCUGCAGUUUUGUACAUACGAUGGAGUUUUCAUUUGGAAAAUUGCAGACUUCUCUCGUCGCAGACAAGACGCAGUGGGGGGCCGGGCACCUGCCAUGUUCUCACCUGCGUUCUACUCCAGUAAAUAUGGGUAUAAGAUGUGUCUGAGACUCUACCUGAACGGUGACGGCACAGGCCGGGGCACUCAUCUUUCUCUAUUCUUUGUGGUCAUGAGGGGCAAAUAUGAUGCAUUGCUGAAGUGGCCCUUUAGCCAGAAGGUGACAUUGAUGUUGUUGGACCAGAACAACAGAGAGCACAUCAUUGAUGCUUUUAGGCCUGACGUGAGCUCCACAUCCUUCCAGAGACCCAUCAGUGAGAUGAACAUAGCCAGUGGUUGUCCUCUAUUCUGCCCUCUAGCCAAGCUGGCAGGCAAAAGCUCAUAUCUGAGAGAUGACACCAUAUUUAUUAAAGCCAUAGUCGACCUCACCGGCUUAUAAAGCACUGGAAUUACUCAUAAUAAUAAUAAUUGAUGAUAUUAUUAUUAUUAUUAUUAUUAUUAUUAUAUCUCCGCUGCGGAAGCCAAACAAUUUAAAUAUGAUAUAAUAUAAAUAAUAAUAUAAAUGAUAAUAACAUUAUAUUUAUAUAUUGAUUUAUUUGGAGACAUAUAAAUUAAAUUAUAGCAAUAUUAUUAUGUGCAUGUGUGGAGUGGCUGUGCUCAAACAGACUUCCACACUCAAUAUAACUCAAUAUUUAAAACACAAUAUUUAUUAUAAUACAUAUUUAUAUAAUACACAUUAGUACACAUUAUAUUUUAAUAUUUUAACUAUACCUUCUUUUAGUAUUGUAUGCAAUACAGAAAUAUGACUUAUAUGUUCCGUGACAUUAAGGUUUGGUUAUUUUAUGGAUAUACUGUACUUGUAGCAGUUUUUUUCAUGUUGUUAAAUAUGGGAUGUCAUCAGGAUGCUAAAUGCAUCUUUAAACACAUGUUUAGGGGCUUGAACACUUUUGCUGGAAGUAUAGUGUAAGUAUAUAAAUAGCUACAUGUAAGUCACCAGUCUGCUUUUAUUUUACUAACUUCACUAGCUUAAUAAUAGAGAACCUGUGAAACCUAUUCGAGAAGCUGUGUGAAUCAUUCAGCUUAUAGAAAUGAAUCAUUGUGUUGUUUGUUCUUUUAAAGAAGCUCUUGGAUACAGCAUGUGCAUGAGGCUGCAAUAUUUUCAAUCUCACUUAGAAAAAGUCAGAAACCUUAGCAGGACUGAAAAUACAUCUUGACUACCCAGUGCAUAGAUUCACUGUAUUACUGGCCCAUUUGUAAACAUCAUCUGAUCUUGGGUCCGGCUCUUUUUGUUUGGGCUUGAGCAUUAAAUGGCUUCAUAUUAUAAGAGAUGUAGAUGUUUAAUCCGCUUCAAACCCUUAUAAAAGGUACCGGCAUUUUUUCUGUAACAUCAUUAUACACUAGGUUAGCAUGUUUUCUGAGUCAAAGGAUGAAUUAGAUGCAGUAUAAAUCCUGCUGCUGGUAGAUAACACUCCAAGUACUUGUUACUUGGAAUAUUAGAAACAUGGUUGUUUUGGUGGAAAGAGGAAAAAGAGAAAAGCGAGAGAGAAAAAAAUAAUCAAAAAUCUGAUAAAUGUUACACUUUUUAAAAUUAAAUUCUUUACCAUUUAGCUGUCAUUUACUGAUUUGUAUUUUAUCUAUCAAUUAUAUAGCAGAUCAUUCAAGUGGUGAGUAUUUUUAGUAUUUGUUUAGAUAUUAAUAUACACUUUAUUUUAUUAGCAUGAAUUUACAGUACUAGAGAGCUAUAAUACAAUGUGUGGCAAAGUUGCUUGUUUCUUUUCCUGUCAUAUGAGCAGUGCAUCGGGUUCAGUAUCUAAUAAUUCUUAUAUAUGCAAUGCUGUAUGAUUUGUUUGAAAUGCUGUAUAUCCAUUUGUAACAUCAAUAAACAGCUUAUGUGUUCUCUAAA
Messenger RNA from Sinocyclocheilus anshuiensis, 3156 nucleotides. Its product is annotated as TNF receptor-associated factor 2-like. The transcript has 11 exons. Gene Ontology annotation, cellular component: cytoplasmic side of plasma membrane; plasma membrane signaling receptor complex. Gene Ontology annotation, molecular function: tumor necrosis factor receptor binding; zinc ion binding; ubiquitin-protein transferase activity. Bases 82 to 1692 code for a protein of 536 amino acids. Lineage: Eukaryota; Metazoa; Chordata; Actinopteri; Cypriniformes; Cyprinidae. The record is from RefSeq and is a predicted model, not a curated record. Gene Ontology annotation, biological process: regulation of apoptotic process; activation of NF-kappaB-inducing kinase activity; tumor necrosis factor-mediated signaling pathway.